AUGGCAGAGCCAUCGAUCGUGGUGAGACUGUCGUCCUCAGAAGAUGUUGAAGAAGUUGUCUCGGUCUCGGAACCAGAAACGAUGGUGGUCACAAUGGCUUUUCCACUGGAGUCGGUGGUGGUGACCACCGAGACACCAGCAGUUGAAGUUGAUUCUUCGUCAGCAGAGCUGCUUGGCUUGACCACACCACUCGAAGCAGUAGCACUAAGCUUGAUAUUAUACAACCACGAGUCUGCUCUCUUGGAUUUUCCGCCUUGGUUGACAGAGAUAAGUCAAAGGAUAAGCCAUGUUGAUGGAGGUGUUGGAGAUCUUGGAGAACGAUCCAGAUGCGGGAUUUCCAUCCAAAUCGAAGUUGUAGUAAUCUUCCACAAAAGUCCAUGCGUCCUGGCUUUCUCCCUGAAUACCGAACGGAGUGUAAUUAGAAGGAACAUGGAUUUCAAAAAUACCGUAGCCAGAAGUCUCGUUCUGGUAGGCGAUGAUUGUUGGGUGAGCACCGAUAGAUCCAGUGGCCUCGAGGAAGAAAGUUCCAAACUUUUCGGUAACCACUGUGGCAUUGGCACUGUAAACGAUGUCAUUUGA
Messenger RNA from Ogataea philodendri, 579 nucleotides. RefSeq lists its product as uncharacterized. The transcript is spliced from 2 exons. The record is from RefSeq and is a predicted model, not a curated record. Lineage: Eukaryota; Fungi; Ascomycota; Pichiomycetes; Pichiales; Pichiaceae. The coding region runs from base 1 to 579 and encodes 192 amino acids.